Messenger RNA from Plodia interpunctella (Indianmeal moth), 721 nucleotides. RefSeq lists its product as uncharacterized. The transcript has 7 exons. The record is from RefSeq and is a predicted model, not a curated record. Bases 167 to 532 code for a protein of 121 amino acids. NCBI's taxonomy places the organism in Eukaryota, Metazoa, Arthropoda, Insecta, Lepidoptera, Pyralidae.
AUUUACUUCAAGUUAUCGCUAUGACCUUAACGUUGAGCAAGAUGAUAUUUUACUGUCGAGUUUGAGAUCAAAAUUCAGUCUAUGCAAAAUCUUGGUGGUGUCAGUUGAAUUUAGUGUCAGUUAAAUUCAGAUUUUAUAUAACAAAUUUUUGAUAACUAACAUCACAAUGAAUAAAAUAAUUUUGGGUGUUUUAGUUUUCACUGCUUUAUUGAUGAUGGUACAAUCUAGCCCCUGUUCUCCAAGAAAAUAUCGUUGCCGCAGCAAAUGUGAAGAGCAAAAAAAUAAAUGUGAUGACUCAUCAUCCUCUUCCUCAUCAUCGUCAUCAUCAUCGUCCGAAGAAGAUCAUAAAAGUAAAUGUGGUAAAUCGUCUUCAUCGUCUUCGUCGUCCUCGUCUUCUUCUUCGUCUGAAGAAAAUGAAAUUACCUGUAGACUAAAUAAAGACGAUUCUUCUUCGUCUUCAUCGUCAUCUUCUUCAUCUUCAGAAGAGGAAAAACCAAAACACCAUCACAAAAAAGGCAGACAUUUCCACUAGAAGAUUUUCUACUAAGAAAUUCCUCAGCAGUCUACAGUCAAUAAUAAUAAAUAAAUAUAAUAAUAAGACUGUAGAUAAAUAAUUAUUGGUAAAAUAUAGGGCAAGGUUUUAACCUUGCCCAAAAUUCUAGAAAUCUAUUAUUUAUUUUGUACUAAAAUUUUAAUAUUUUGAAUAAAAUUAUUUCUUGGA